Messenger RNA from Neurospora crassa OR74A, 3463 nucleotides. RefSeq names its product para-aminobenzoic acid synthetase. The transcript has a single exon. The record is from RefSeq and is a predicted model, not a curated record. NCBI's taxonomy places the organism in Eukaryota, Fungi, Ascomycota, Sordariomycetes, Sordariales, Sordariaceae. Bases 182 to 3073 code for a protein of 963 amino acids. Gene Ontology annotation, biological process: L-tryptophan biosynthetic process.
AAAACUUUGUUUUUCCCCUUUGCUCAAGAAAGUGAGUUAGCCGAUGGACUUAUGUGGGCGUAAGAAGAAGGCUUGAGGAAAAAAAAAAGAAUAUAAAAGAAAAAGAAAAAAAAAAGGGUUCGAUUUCGUUCCUGCAGCACACCCCUCGUUCAUUAAUUUGUCCUACAUAUGCAAGGAAGACAUGGACGACCAACCCAUAUCCGAGUCUAACACCAAGAUGGUUACACCCACCACCCAUCAUCAUUCUAUUGAGUCUUUCUCCGAGUCAUCUUCAUCACACCUUUGUUCGUCUGAAUCCAACAACACCAAUGGCAACCAUGUCUCUCCAGCAAAAACAUGCAGCAACGAGAAGAAGCAAAAGAAGCACAAAAUCCUUUUCCUAGACGCCUACGACUCCUUCUCCAACAACAUCACUUCCCUCCUCACCACCCUCCUCGACGAUGUAGACGUUUACGUCCUCUCCAUCGACUCACCCCUCCUGGAUCCUGCCUCGCCCGAUUUUGGCAAACGGUUCCGCAGGGAACUUGCCCAGUACACGGCCGUGGUAUGCGGUCCCGGGCCGGGGUCGCCCGACAACGAUGCGGAUGUUGGGCUGAUGAAUUAUGUGUGGCAGCUUACUGGUGCUGCUGCUGAGGAAGCGGAGGAUGGAGAAAAGGGGGGAGAAGGUGGUGCACUCCUACCCGUCCUGGGUAUCUGUCUCGGGUUUCAGAGCUUGGUGAAGUAUGGUGGUGGGGAGGUGAAGAGGCUGAAGAGGGGGUUGCAUGGGAUGGUUAGGGAGGUUUUGCAUCUUCCCCACGGCAGCGGCGAAGGCGAUGGUGACGGUGAGGGCAACGGCAGCAGCAGCAGCAGCAUCUUUCGGGGCGUUCAACCGUUCAAGGCGACGCUUUAUCACUCGCUUUGUGGCGAUAUUGGCCAGCAUGAGGUUUCUGACGCGGACUGGGAGGAGGGAGGUGCGAAAUGGAAGCCCAUCGAAAGGUGUCCAGAUCUCUUGCCGCUGGCGUGGGUAGAAGAGAAGCGCGAGGACGGGGAGGUGGAGAGAAUCCUGAUGGGAGUAAAGCACAUGAACAAACCUUUCUGGGGGCUGCAGUACCACCCUGAAUCGGUGUGUACAGAGAAAGAGGGGAACAAAGUCAUUGAGAACUGGUUCAAAGAAGCGCUGAGUUGGAACAAAAAGAAGAGGAGGGUGGUGGUGGAAGUUGCCGAAGGCGAGAGGUUGGCGCACCAGGCUACUAAGCCUAGUCUGUUGUCAAUGUUACAAGUUCCGGUUGGCGACGAGCACAUGUCGUCUUCUACUACUAGCGAGAGCAACAAGAUGUGGUGGGAGCUCAUGGGAACGAGACCUGAGCACCGUUCUGUUACGGUCCGUCUGCCGCAAGGCGUGCAGGUGUCGGACGUGGUGGAGGAGCUGGGCCUGGAUGGCUCCGACAAGGUGGUGGUUUUGGAAUCUGCAAACGCGGCUGCUACGGCGUCGUCGAGAGCAGAUGUGCGAGGUCGAUACAGCAUCAUCGCAGCGGGGCUGGAAGAGGCACUGCGGCUGGAGUACCACACUGGUGAUGAGUAUGCUACUUUCAAGCUCCAGCAGAUCAACGGCUUGCAGGUGGAUCUGUCUGAACGGGUCUUCCUCGGUUCUUACGGCGGUAUAUGGGGCCUCGUGGCCAGUUUUCAUGAGACGCGGAGCAUGGGGAGUGGUGUUGAGCUUCCCGAUCUACCGUUCCUGGGAGGAUUCAUAGGUUUCAUCACCUAUGAACAAGGCCUGAGUGACAUCGACAUCCGUCUGGAAACACGCCCACACCACCGACCUGACGUCUGUCUGGCAUGGGUAACAAAGAGCGUGGUCAUAGAUCACCGUCUUGGCUUGGCCCAUAUCCAGGAGUUAUAUUCUUCUGAUGCAAGCUUGGACGAUGCUGCCUGGAUGCGGAGCACCGCAGACCGACUUGUUUCAGUCUCUGCCCAUCACCGACACCCAUUUCUCGACGACUUGCCUUCACCCGCCAAGAAGGUGAAGACGCGCCAUCCUUCUACAAGCCCCUCAAUACAGACACCUCUGAUACCGGAAUACGAGGCCAAGGUCAAGGCCUGUCAAGAGUUCAUCGCAGCCGGCGACUCUUACGAGCUCUGUCUCACAGACCAAACCAAGAUCACUCGGCCCCUGAGCGACAUGAUCCCGUCAUCUGCUCCACAAGAAAAUCAAGGACUGCAACAACAGCAACAACAACAACAACAACAGCGAAUAAACUCAACCUUCAACCGAAAGCAGCAGCAACAGCGUCGCUCCUCCUCCUCCUCCUCCCCCAUCCCCUCCUCCUGGCAUCUCUACAAAAAGCUCCGCUCCCGACAACCAGCCCCAUUCGCGUCCUACCUGCGCCUCGGCGGCGCGACGCUCGUCAGCGCCUCGCCCGAGCGGUUCUUGACGUACAACCGGCACGGGCGGUGCUCAAUGCGGCCGAUGAAGGGAACAGUGCGCAAGUCGGAAGCGGUCUCGACGCUCGAGCAGGCAGAGAAGAUUCUGCACGUGCCCAAGGAGGAAGCCGAGAACCUGAUGAUUGUCGACUUGGUCCGGCACGACUUGCAUUCGAUUUGCGGGGCGGGUAACGUUGAGGUGAGCGAUCUGCUCAAGGUGGAGGAGUAUCAGAGUGUGUUUCAGAUGAUUACUGUUGUUGAAGGGCAGCUACCCCCACCCUCUGAUGACGAGAAGAGAUACACGGGACUGGACGUCCUCGCGGCUAGUCUGCCGCCGGGAAGCAUGACGGGAGCCCCCAAGAAACGCAGCUGCGAGCUGUUGCAGCAAAUUGAGCAGAACAGUGAGCGCAGUUUGUACUCGGGUGUUGUUGGCUACAUGUGUGUCAGCGGCAGAGGAGAUUGGAGCGUGACGAUCCGAAGUCUGUUCCGGUGGGACGAUGAGCGGGUAACUGUGCAGGGACAAGGAGAAGAUGGCCAGAGUGAGGAAGAACAUGAGGUGUGGCAUAUUGGCGCUGGAGGAGCGGUUACCAUUCUGAGUACCCCUGAGGGUGAGCGGGAGGAAAUGUUUACGAAACUCGCUGGGCCGUUGAAGGUGUUUGCGGAGCUGGGUUAGACUCGAUGAAUUGGUGAGAGACAGAGGGUGAGGGGGGGUUCUAUGGCGAGCAGAGCUGGUCUGCGGCCAGAGGCUGUGGAAGAAAGGGAAGACGUGAAACAAAAGCAAGAUAACUUCAUCAUUUUGGGCCCAAGCGUGCGUUAGGGUUAGAAGAACACGAUAUCCAACAUAUCUAGGGUGUCGUCUUGGUGUCAAGGUUAAAAUGGGUUGGAGUUUUGUGGCUGUUAUAUUAGCUCAACGGAUGCAUACCUUACGGCGGGAUUAGAAAGUAGACUUUUCAACGCGAAGCAUUGCAAGUGGAGAGAAAGAAGACGUCAAGCCCUCUCGCUAGAUGAUUGAUCACGGCAUAAAAUAACCCCAUAACUGUCUCGUAAUAAUCCAAAUCCAGCC